AUGUUAAAACAAGUAACUAAAAGUAGUGAGAAUGAUGGUGUGAAUGAUGGUAAGAAUGAUAGUGAGAAUGAUAUGAAUAAUAGCAUGAAUAGUACGAAUAAUCAAAUAAAUGAUGCGAAUAUUAUGAUUGAUGGUGUGAAUGGAGUGAAUAAUAAUGUGAAUAAUAGUGUUAACGAUAAUAUGAAUAAUAAUAUGAAUAAUGUGAAUAAUGGUAUGAAUGGUGUAAAUAUUGUAAUUGAUGGUGUGAAUAAUAUGAAUGAUGUAAAUAAUAGUGUAAAUAGUGUUAAUGGUAGUAUGAAUAAUAGUAGUGAACAAAUAAGACAAGAGAGUCGAUUAAAUAAUGAUAAGCAAGAAAUGCAACAUGCCAAUAUCUAG
This is a messenger RNA of Dentiscutata heterogama, 375 nucleotides long. The record is from the annotation of a GenBank genome assembly. Lineage: Eukaryota; Fungi; Glomeromycota; Glomeromycetes; Diversisporales; Gigasporaceae.